This is a messenger RNA of Serpula lacrymans var. lacrymans S7.9, 1629 nucleotides long. RefSeq lists its product as uncharacterized. Gene Ontology annotation, molecular function: tRNA binding; sulfurtransferase activity. Bases 1 to 1554 code for a protein of 517 amino acids. The transcript is spliced from 8 exons. NCBI's taxonomy places the organism in Eukaryota, Fungi, Basidiomycota, Agaricomycetes, Boletales, Serpulaceae. The record is from RefSeq and is a predicted model, not a curated record. Gene Ontology annotation, cellular component: cytosol. Gene Ontology annotation, biological process: tRNA wobble position uridine thiolation.
AUGUCUUCCUGCGGAAACCCGGCGACUGAGGUCGAUGCAUUAAUGCCUCGACGCCUCAAGUUUGACCGAUCUAAAGAUUGUGUUAGAUGUAAAGAAAAGCCAGGGAAUAUUGUGAUUCGUCAUGCCGUCUAUUGCAAAGACUGCUUUACGCCUCUGGUCAACAUGAAGUUCAGAAAGGUUUUACAACCGUGUAUCAAUAAAACCAUUAGUUCCUCUCGGCGAAGCAAGGUCAAAGCCGACGGAAAUCUUCUGAUAUCAUGCUCCGGUGGUCUCGGCUCCUCCGUUCUCCUUGAUCUCGUCCAUCGUUCAUAUUUCUCAAAUCGACCUCCAAUGGGAGAGGAUGGAAAACCUCUGGGCGGGAAGGAUCAUCCGAGGAACGAAACUGUGUGGAAAUCAGCUGCUGUGUGUUAUGUCGAGAUCUGUAAUGCUUACCCAGAGAUGCGAGAUAGGACUGAAGAUGUUCGUGCUGUUGUUGAGAGCUAUCCUGGAUUCGAGUUCAUUCCAAUACGUCUCGAAAACGCUUUUGAUGCAUCUUGGUGGGAGAGUUUGGGUUGUCGACUCCAUGAUAAGCAAUUUGCCGUUAAUUUCUCAGAUGAAGGCCUUCCACUUUCUUCGUUGUCUACUCCUACUUCGAAUUCGACGCCAUUAGAGGGCUUGCGCGGAUAUCUAACUUCUCUUCCAACCCAAACUGCCAUUUUUACUCGCCGUACACGAUCCUCACAUCUACUCUUGGGAACAUCAUUAACAUCUCUGUCCGUCUCUCUUAUUUCAUCAAUUUCGCAAGGAGGGGGUUACGCCCUACGGGAAGAGUUGCAAGAGGAGUGGUCUUCCGAGCACGAUGACAACACGGAAUUGAAGGAUAUGUUGAAUUCGGUUCGAGUGGUGAGGCCGCUAAGAGAUAUUGUCAUGAAAGAAUGCGCUGCAUACGCAAGGUGGAACAACGUCAAAGUCGUCGGUCGCGAGAAGCUAUCGGGCGCCAAUCAUGGCAUCGGCGGACUCACAAAAGAUUUCAUCGUUGGGCUAGAAAGGGAUUAUCCAUCCACUGUCUCAACUAUUGCUCGUACAUGUGCUAAACUCGCGCCCAAAGACAAUCCUGAUGGAAUUUGUCUCUUAUGUCAACGACCACGUCAGAAAGGGAUCCAGGAGUGGAAAACACGAAUUUCGAUACGAUCAUAUGAUGACGCAAAACUGGCUUCCGAUUCGCACAUACCUGCGCAUGCACAUCCCUCUGCCGAAACUGAUCAAUGUUGCUCAAGACGAAUAUUCCCUUCAUCAUUUACGCCAUAUCUGUGCUAUUUCUGUCAUACAACCCUGACGAGUCGGAGUAGCCGCAGUGGCAAGUUAUUCACCUUGUCCAAGGGCAAUGCAUCAAAUCAUACGACUGUCUCACUCCCAGGCUAUGUUAGCGCUGGUCUGUCAAAUCUUGGACCUGGAGGCGAUCAAGUUUAUCCAGCUGGUGGCAAAGAGAUAGGUGAAAUGGAGAUCUGGGAACGAAAGAAAACAAGUUUAGCUGACAUGAAAGGCACUGUCGCUGAAUUUUUGCUUGACGAUUAGCUUGAUAAGUUAGUUUGUAGGGCAUGUAUCUCCAUGCACGAUAUUCAUUAGGACGCCUUAACGGGAGCUUUGUAG